This is a messenger RNA of Umbelopsis ramanniana AG, 455 nucleotides long. RefSeq lists its product as uncharacterized. Gene Ontology annotation, molecular function: mRNA binding; structural constituent of ribosome. The transcript has 3 exons. NCBI's taxonomy places the organism in Eukaryota, Fungi, Mucoromycota, Umbelopsidomycetes, Umbelopsidales, Umbelopsidaceae. Gene Ontology annotation, cellular component: ribosome; cytosolic large ribosomal subunit. The record is from RefSeq and is a predicted model, not a curated record. Bases 29 to 394 code for a protein of 121 amino acids. Gene Ontology annotation, biological process: maturation of LSU-rRNA from tricistronic rRNA transcript (SSU-rRNA, 5.8S rRNA, LSU-rRNA); translation.
UUUGAAGCCUUCUCUGACAUUAUUCCAAAUGGUCGCCGUUAAAGCCCACGAACUUCGCAACAAGAACAAGGCUGAGCUCACCAAGCAGCUCGAUGACCUCAAGCAGGAGCUUGCCUCCCUCCGUGUCCAAAAGAUCACUGGAGGAGCUAGACUCCAAAAGAUUGGUGCUACCCGCAAGGCCGUCGCUCGCGUCUUGACCGUCAUCAACCAGACCCAGCGUGAACAGCUUCGUUUGUUCUACAAGUCCAAGAAGUACACCCCCUUGGAUCUCCGUACCAAGAAGACCCGCGCCAUCCGUCGUCGUUUGACCAAGGUUGAGGCCAACAAGAAGACCGUCAAGCAACAAAAGAAGCUUGCUCACUUCCCUCAGCGCAAGUUUGCUGUCAAGGCUUAAACGAUCCGACUUUUGUAUGAACAAUAAAAAAAUUCAUUCUUUCUUAAAUAUUAAAAAAGGA